CAUUGGUAUGAGCGCAACACAAUUUAAAAACAGAGUUAGGUUAGAUUGCAUUGAAUUUCACGUGUUUGUGCCGUUUGUUUCUCAAGUUUAUUAAUCGAAUAAUAAAUAAUAAAUACAACAAUAAUGACUGAAUUCGAGAUGCAUUCGAGUGAUUCUGAAGAUAUAAGCGAUGAUGAUGCUGAGUUGCAAAGAGCAUUUGCUGAUGGAGAAAUCAAACCAGGCCUUAAUAAAAUUGUUCCUGUAGCCAAACAACAUGUAAAUAAUAUUAAAGGUUUAACAAUGAAAUAUGAAGAAUUUAAACUCAAUUUGCCAUGGAUUGAAUUACUAGGCAAUGUGAAUAAGGAAGCUCCAUUAGCUCCAGAAUUAGCAGCAAAAAUGCAUGAACAAGAACAGAAGAGAGCCAACCAACUCAAAAACAACAAGAAGUUGCAACAGUUUGCAGCUGCUGAAGAUCCAGUCCUGAAUGACUUCAAAAGAGAAAUGAUGUUCCACAGACAAGCACAAGCCACAGUCAUGCAAGCUUUACCCAAACUUAAAGCCAUGGGUAUUGCUACAAUCAGACCUGAUGAUUACUUUGCUGAAAUGGCCAAGACUGAUGCCCAUAUGCAGAAAAUCAGAGCCAGUUUAAUGCAGAAACAAGCCCAGCAGCAAAGAAGUGAAAGAGUAAAGGAAUUGAGAGCUCAUAGGAAAGAAGGCAAAGCAAUUCAAAUCCAGACUAAACUUCAGAGGCUGAAGGAGAAGAAGGAUAUGAUGGAUCAAGUGAAGAAAGUGAGGAAAGGUGUUUCCAAAGAUUUGAGCUUUUUGGAUAGUAAGAAAGGUCCAUCAAAGAAAUCUAUAGAGAAGAGGAAGAUGAAGGAUAAGAAGUUUGGGUUUGGUGGAAAAAAGAGAGGUCUGAAGUCGAAUACAAAGGAAAGUGCGGCGGAUAUUAGCGAAUAUAAGAAACCGAAGCGUGAUGGUAAAUUUGCGGGUGGUAAACCAGGUAUAGGUGGUAAGGGAGCAAAGGGUGCAAGAGGUAAACGCGGCGGUAGUGCAAGCGGGGCUAGUAAACGACCAGGAAAGAACAGACGCGCUCAAAGUAAAUCUAAAGGACGAAAAUAGGUUGUUAUGUAACUGUAUCUUAUAAGUAACUAUAAAGAAUUAAUAAAAUAAUCAUUAAUA
Messenger RNA from Dalotia coriaria, 1158 nucleotides. Its product is annotated as probable rRNA-processing protein EBP2 homolog. Gene Ontology annotation, biological process: rRNA processing; ribosomal large subunit biogenesis. The coding region runs from base 124 to 1098 and encodes 324 amino acids. Lineage: Eukaryota; Metazoa; Arthropoda; Insecta; Coleoptera; Staphylinidae. Gene Ontology annotation, cellular component: nuclear periphery; preribosome, large subunit precursor; nucleolus. The record is from RefSeq and is a predicted model, not a curated record. The transcript is spliced from 3 exons.